Messenger RNA from Octopus bimaculoides (California two-spot octopus), 2882 nucleotides. RefSeq lists its product as uncharacterized. The record is from RefSeq and is a predicted model, not a curated record. Gene Ontology annotation, molecular function: RNA polymerase II cis-regulatory region sequence-specific DNA binding; DNA-binding transcription factor activity, RNA polymerase II-specific. Lineage: Eukaryota; Metazoa; Mollusca; Cephalopoda; Octopoda; Octopodidae. Gene Ontology annotation, biological process: regulation of transcription by RNA polymerase II.
GUUUUUUAAGCUUAAUAAAGGCUUUUAUUUUACCAUGUCUUAUAGCAAACCACAUUCAUAAAUAAAGCGUCCGCGAUGUACGGUAAACACCGCCAAAUGGUAUUCGUUAAUUUAGAUUGCUUUUUUUUACUGUACUGCAUUAAAAGAUUAAAAUUAUUUGUUUGUAAGCUUAAAAUAGGUUUUUAUUAACCAUGUUUUAUUGAAAAUGCAUUCAUAAAUAAAGUACAGAAUUGGGAAUCGUUAUUAUCGGUUUAGCCUAGAGACAAGUUAAUUCGACUUACGUCGUUUCACCUGGAACCAAUUAACUACGUAGGGUGAGGUAGGCCUGUAUUUAUAAUGCAGAGAUUGUAUUAUGUGAGUUCACCUCCUAUGAGGUUAACUGGAAAUGUCAACUCGUUUACAAUUUGCAUUUGAUAAUUUUUCAAAUAUUGUCAUAUAAUGCAUUUAUAUUGCAUAAAAUUAUUUUUUCUUCUUCAUAUUUGCUACAUAGCAUUGGUUAAAUCAUGUUGUCAGAAUGACUACGAAACUGUGGUUAAUAAUAAAUAUCUAAAUGUGUCCGUAAAUUCUUUUAUAUUUUAAGAAAUGUCUUUCCUUGUUUUGUUCCCUACAUCCAGCAAUCCGCCACAACUAUUUCUGAAGAUCUUCUACUCGUGUUGUUAAUAUACUGUCUCAACGAAAUAUAAAAGCAAAAAAAAAAGAUACUAACUGACACUAACAACAGAAAAUGAUAUUUACAUCAGAAGCAUCAUCAAUAUUUGUUUUAAAAGCCCAAGAAAGAUGUUAUACAGAACAAAUAGAACCAUGUUUAUGUAAAUCUGGUGAAUUAUGGUGAAAUGUUUCUUCUGACUGAUGUUCACAUUUAUAUAAGUCACUGUCUGUAAUGAGUACAAAAUAAUUUUGCAUUCUAAAUAGGCUUAGAUAAAUUGAUAAAGGACUUUACAACAGCUUUAUAUAUUGGUGAAGAACACAGUUGGUGGAAAUAUAGCAGAAAGAAUAUUCAUUACAUAUAAUCUGUAAAAAGUGAAAUGAAAAAGUAUACAUAUGUUGUGAGAAGAGAAGCUAAAUGAGCUUAAAGAUGUUUUUUUUCUCCUAAAGAGUUGAUGGAAACAAUAAGGAAUCUCAGGAUAUUGUAGUAUCGUAAUAUGUCAUUCUCUGAAAAAGAUAAACUAACUACUAGUAAACGUAUCCAUACGAGAAAGAAAGCAUAUCCCUGUGAUAUCUGUGGUAAAGUAUUCUCUACAAGAGGUGAACUAACAACUCACAAACGUAUUCAUACAGGAGAAAAACCAUAUCAGUGUGAUAUCUGUGGUAAAGCAUUUCCUCAAAAUCAUCACUUAAUUACUCACAAACGUAUUCAUACAGGAGAGAAACCAUAUCACUGUGAUACCUGUGGUAAAUCAUUCCCUCAAAAUGGUCACUUAACUAAACACAAACGCAUUCAUGUAGGGGAGAAGCCAUUUCAUUGUGAAAUUUGCGGUAAAUCAUACUCUCGAAAUGAUGAGUUAACUAUUCACAAACGUGUUCAUACAGGAGAGAAACCAUAUCAAUGUGAUAUCUGUGGUCAAUCAUUCACUCGUAAAGAUAGUUUAACUACGCACAAACGUGUUCAUACAGGGGAGAAACCAUAUCAAUGUGAUAUCUGUGGUAAAUCAUUCUCUAAAAAUACUAACUUAACUGAUCACAAGCGUAUUCAUACAGGAGAGAAACCAUAUCAUUGUGAUAUCUGUGGCAGAUCAUUCACUCAAAAUAAUCAGUUAACUAAACACAAACGUAUCCAUACAGGAGAAAAGCCAUAUCGUUGUGAUAUCUGCGAUGAAUCAUUCUCUCGAAAUGAUGAGUUAACUACACACAAACGUUUUCAUACAGGGGAGAAACCAUAUCACUGCACUAUCUGUGGUAAAUUAUUCUCUGGUGCAAUUAAUUUAACUCUGCACAAACGCAUUCAUACAGGAGAGAAACCAUAUCAGUGUGAUAUCUGUGGUAAAUCUUUUCCUCAACAUGGGCACUUAUCUAAACACAAACGCAUCCAUACUGGAGAAAAACCCUACCAUUGUGAUACUUGUGGUAAGUCAUUCCUUCAAAGUGACCACUUAUCUAAACACAAGCAUAUUCAUACAGGAGAAAAACCAUAUCACUGUGAAAUUUGUGGUAAACCAUUCUCUCGAAAUGACGAGUUAACUAUUCAUAAACGUGUCCAUACAGGAGAGAAACCGUAUCACUGUAUAAUCUGUGGUAAAUCUUUCUCUAGAAGUAAUCUCUUGAGUGGACACAAACGCAUUCAUACUGGAGAAAAACCGUAUCAUUGUGAUAUCUGUGGUAAAUCAUUCACUCAAAGUACUGCUGUAACUGUACACAAACGUAUUCAUUCUAAAGAAAAACCAUAUCAUUGUGAUAUCUGUGGUAAGUCGUUCUCUCGAAAUAGUCAGUUAACUAAGCACAAAAGUAUUCAUACAGGAGCAAAACUCUAUCACUGUAAUAUCUGUGAUAAAUCAUUCUCUCAGCAUGAUGGUUUAACUAACCACAUAUGUAUACUUACAAGAGAUGAACCACAUGAAUGAUAUUUGUGAUUAUCAUUCUCACUAAAACUCUUUCAUCUUUAUGUAUAUUAAGUACAUUCUUGUUUUAUGUAUUUAUUGUAUGUUUCCAUUAUGUUGCUGAUUUUAUUUAUGGUUCCUUCAUGACUUUAUGGAGAAACUUGAUGUUUAUUUGCAUAAUUGGUGAAGAAAUCUUUGAAUUAUCAGCGCUGGAAUGUGUUGAACCACAUUUUCUAAAACAUUUUGUCAUUUCAAAUGUAAAUCUCAAAUUCCAGAGUUCUGACUGCUACAGUCUCUUUAUAUUUUUAUAUUAAUUUAAAGUCUAAAUAAAACUGGUUUACUAUGAAA